Papaver somniferum (opium poppy) is the source of this 591-nucleotide messenger RNA. RefSeq lists its product as uncharacterized. The transcript is spliced from 2 exons. The record is from RefSeq and is a predicted model, not a curated record. The coding region runs from base 1 to 591 and encodes 196 amino acids. NCBI's taxonomy places the organism in Eukaryota, Viridiplantae, Streptophyta, Magnoliopsida, Ranunculales, Papaveraceae.
AUGGGUUACGAGGCUAGCAGAUUUGGGUAUGUUGCUUCUACCAAUGAGUACAAAGUAGUACGAAUAAUGUACGUUAACAAGAACAAGACUGAUAGAGAAGUUUAUAUAUACACUCUAGGGAGUGGCCAUGGAUGGAGAAACCUUGGGAAGUUCACAUUUGGAAACGAAGAGCAGUUGGUAAAAGGUGUCUUUGUCGAUGGAGCUCUUCAUUGGCUGGACUAUCAAUUAAAGAAGAUGGUUACCUUCGAUUUGGCCGAGGAAAAGUUUUGUAAACAUAUUUCACCUCCUUUGCCACCAGAUGAUGAUUUUGAUGGCACUUAUCAACUAGGGGUUUUUGAUGGGGAGUUUAGGGUGUAUGAAAACGGAUUGUUCGCUGUUACGAAGAGUGGUGAUGUCUUAACUUACCGGAAUCACCAUAUCAACAUUCACAACUUGGAAGCUUUGACCUCAAAAGUGAUUGUGGAUGUUAAAGAAUAUUUUCGUGAAGUAUUCCCUCACAAGAACACCUUAAUUUCGUUGAAAGAAUUAGGGGAAGAAGAUGCAAAGAUAAUGGAGUCAGUUGAAACUGAGGAGACUGACAGAAAGCAAUGA